AUGCCUCGCAUCUAUUCAAACACUGCUGCCUCACGUUCAGAGAUCUAUAUCUCGGAGCCUACCUUGAUUGGUUCUUCGAAUAUCGGCCUCGACCCAGGCUGUGUAGCUCCGUCGUGUCUGGCGAUGCCUCCGUCGCCUUUCAGCCUCGAGGCUGGGAGGCCUUUUUCCCCACGACCUAGCACGUCCUCGGGAUAUUCGAUUCACAGUCACAGUCAUUCUAGAUCAUCGUCGCUCUCAACGCCCAGAUACGCGUCCCCACCAUCUCCUCUGGCACCCUUCACCCAUGCUACUGCAAACCAGUCGUUCUUCUGUCCCUCAACGGGGUCGAAGAAGUGCAAGCAGGAUUGCCCCGUCUGCAGACCAGCGCUCAGGCCGGAAAAGUCGAGUGGUUUCUCGAGUCUCCGACGCCGCUAUGCGGAGUGGAGAAGUCAAAGACAGCAGCUCAAAGUCGAGGACAGACAGAACGGAUUGCCGGAGAUCCGCAUUUCCACAUUCUGA
Molecule: messenger RNA, 498 nt
Organism: Verruconis gallopava
Lineage: Eukaryota; Fungi; Ascomycota; Dothideomycetes; Venturiales; Sympoventuriaceae
Exons: 1
Coding region: 1-498 (165 amino acids)
Source: RefSeq, a predicted model, not a curated record